AUGCCGAUUCUCUCCAGCAUCAUCAGCAAACUGGUCUGGGCCGACGGUCAGCCUCCGAAAGCCCCACAACAACAAUCGACCACAACCCCGGCCGGCCCCGCCGCACCGGUAGCAGCAGGAACAACAACAACACAAACACCCAUUCCAGCUCCUGCCAAUGCCUCGUCACUUGCACCCACAUCAGAUGCGGCGCGCUACCCACCCGCACAGCAAUGGGAGGAACGUCCUUACCCGCCCCUCUUCUCGGAGCGCUCCAUGAAGCAGCUUGGCCUCUUCUUCGGCGGCGCCACCUUCUUCGCCCUCUCCGUUGCCGUCUCCCGGCGCGCCGUGGCCCGCCACCUCAAGGCCUCCAAGAUGGAGAUCUUUGCGCCUAACACCAUGGCCUCGGGCAUAGCGCGACCCGGUGCUGGCAACAUCAACGCCAAGGCCGACAAGGAUCCCAUGAUGGCCGCCGAGGCCCUCACUCUGGCCACGCUCAACGUCGUCAGCUUCGCCACCAUGGCCGCCGGAGGCACCAGCUGGGCCCUUGACAUCUUGUCGGUGGAGGACCUGAGGAGGAAGGCGCGCAGGACGCUGUAUGGCGGCAACGAAGCCAACCUGGAUGAGGAGGCCGAGAAGGAGGUUGCCGAGUGGGUGGCCAAGACGUUGGGGAUUGAUUUGGAGAAGGCGGAGGAGGAGGCCAAGGGUAAGAUGUUUGCCGACGAGGCUGUUAAGAAGCCGUGA
Molecule: messenger RNA, 723 nt
Organism: Sordaria macrospora k-hell
Lineage: Eukaryota; Fungi; Ascomycota; Sordariomycetes; Sordariales; Sordariaceae
Cellular component (GO): mitochondrion
Source: RefSeq, a predicted model, not a curated record